CCGGCUCGCGCAGGGGUUUAAAGCCCGAGCGGCGUGGGUUCCCAGACUGCACACCUGGAUGCUUCGGGGCGGGGGAGACAGGUGUGCGAGCCUGCGAGCGCUGAUUGGCCGUCCGUGCCGCGCCUUCCUUGAAUUGCUACCUGCUAGGGCUGGCCCCGCAGCCCUUCCUCACCUGCCGCUAGCUUUCCUUGUCCCUGCAGGAGGCGGUCCACGAGCUGCUGUUGCAGGCCGGUGGAGUGCUUGCGGGCUCGGCGUCCCGCGGAGAAGAUGAACGGUCCCAGCUCCAGGUCCAGCCACCUGUCGCAGCCGGUGGUGAAGAGUGUGCUGGUGUACCGCAAUGGGGACCCCUUUUUCGCCGGGCGGCGUGUCGUCAUUCACGAGAAGAAGGUGUCCAGCUUCGAUGUCUUCCUCAAAGAAGUGACUGGCGGUGUGCAGGCGCCUUUUGGGGCGGUUAGGAACAUCUACACCCCGAGGACGGGCCACCGCAUCCGAAAACUGGACCAGAUAGAGAGCGGGGGCAACUAUGUGGCUGGGGGCCCGGAAGCGUUCAAGAAACUCAAUUACUUGGACAUAGGCGAAAUCAAGAAAAGACCAAUGGAAGCUGUGAAUACCGAGGUGAAACCUGUCAUUCACAGCAGGAUCAACGUGUCCGCCCGCUUCAGGAAGUCGCUGCACGAGCCCUGCACCAUUUUCUUGAUUGCAAAUGGAGACCUCAUAAGCCCGGCUUCUCGCCUCCUCAUCCCUAAAAAAGCUUUAAAUCAGUGGGAUCAUGUACUACAAAUGGUCACAGAAAAGAUAACUCUCCGGAGUGGGGCUGUCCACAGGCUAUAUACGUUAGAAGGAAAGCUGGUUGAGAGUGGAGCAGAACUGGAGAAUGGGCAGUUCUAUGUGGCCGUCGGCAGAGAUAAGUUUAAGAGACUACCGUACAGUGAGUUACUUUUUGACAAGUCAGCAAUGAGAAGGCCUUACGGUCAGAAAGCGUCUUCACUACCUCCCAUGGUUGGAUCCAGGAAGUCUAAAGGGAGCGGAAAUUAUCGGCAAUCCAAGUCAACCAUCGGGUCUAGUGAUAACUCAUCUCCUCAGCCUCUGAAAAGGAAAGGGAAGAAAGACUCAAACUCAGAAAAACCCACGAAAGUGAAACAGAGUGUGAAGUCGAAGACUUCCCACCAAGCAAUCCCAGACAAUGGUGAAGGCAUUUUCAAAGCUGGAGCAGAGAGAUCUGAAACAAGGGGGGCAGCAGAAGUUCAAGAAGAUGAAGACACCCAGGUUGAGGUUCCAGUGGACCAGAGGCCAGCAGAAAUAGUUGAUGAGGAAGAAGAUGGUGAGAAAACAAGCAAAGAUGCCAACCAGAAGGAAGACUUUUCAGCCAUGAAUGGUGAGACUGAAGACAGAGGGGGGAGCAAAGCGGCUGGUACCUCUGAGCAGGAGGAGGGAAUCCCAGACCACGGGGAGAAGAAGGCAAGCCCCUCUCGGGUAAAUGGUGGCACGGAUGAAGAGAAUGGGGAGGAACUGGACCAGGUUGCCGAGGAGCUCCAAUCAACAGAGGACGAGAAAGGAAAGGCUGAAGGAGACAACAGUGGGCAAGAUGAGGCUGGUUUGGAUGCUCAAAGACCACCAAGACCAGAAGUGACAGUCACCAGCCCUCAAGAGAAUGAAGAGAACGAAGCAAACAAGGCCUCUUCUGCUGUGGCAUAGAUGGUUUAAAGCAGAGAAUAUGAGCGAUGUGAGAGGAUGCAGAGCUAUAAUACUUGAAUAAUGAGCACAGCAUCUCUUCAUGUAGAAUGUGGCAAUGUGGUGGAGGCCCUACCUAUUGCAUUUUAAAAGUAGUAGCUACAUGAAAGGAAGGGUUAGGACAUUUGUAACUCAAUAACUUAAGCUUAUGACAGGUGUUUAAAAAAUUCCUUUAGAAGACCAAAAGAGAGACAGGGGAUUUGCACCUUAAGACAGCAGCUGGCUACCUGUGUUUGUAAAGGGGAAAGACAUGGGCUAGCUCCCAUUAGAUACUUUAUUAUAGACUUGGAAGCAAGAAUACUGGCAGCUUGUUCUAAAGCAUUUAUCUAGGAAUGUAUAGAGUUUUUAAGAAUUGGUAAUAGGAGAAACGUGUAUUAUGUUCUUGAAGCAAUAAACUGUUGAUUGAACAAAUUGCAAUUUAGUUUCAGAGAUAAUUUGGAGAUGGCAAUAGAUCUGAACACUCUAAAGCUGGUGACAUUCUUUUCUUUCUCCAGCCAAGGUCCACCUUGGGCAAAGUCAAAACACAGCCCAAGGUGUCACCUGGUCAGAGGAAAAGCUUCUAGAGCGCCUGGUGAUUCAUGUCAGGUGUGUUGGAUGUGACUGGCACACUCCCAGGCAGGAACCAGAAAGUAUGACCUAGACAUCCUGUGUUUUUUUCACUGCUCUGUUUUCACUGUGUCUGUACAAGGAACAAAGCCUUUCCUUCUCCUAUAUGCUGUUGGGAAACCCAAUAUUGGUUAAUAUUAAAUUCUUUUCAGGAUUUUAAAAAUGAACUUUUUAUUAAACACAAAGGAACAAAAAAGGAAGCAAAAGCAGAACAAUUUAUGGCGAUCCAAUUGCUUAGCUACUUGCACUUUGCGAAAUGACUGUCAUGGCUGUUUAGAUUAUGUCCAUCUGUCCAUCUACUCAUCCAUCUGUCUGUCUGUCCAUCCAUCCGCACAUGUAUCUCCUAAGCUUUUAGACUUUCAAGCAGACUUUUGGACUAUUUUAGCCUUUCAAGCAGAUUCUCUCUCUCUCUCUCUCUCUCUCUCUCUAUAUAUAUAUAUAUAUAUAUAUAUAUAUAUAUGUAUAUGUAUAUAUAUAUAUAUAUAUAUACAUAUAUAUAUAUAUAUAUCCAUCUGAUGGAAAUUGUUGAAAAAAUUUGAAAUAUUUCCAUGGCUCUUGAUUUCAGUUUGUGGAUAGAUAAACUAAUAUGCAUUCACCUUGUGAGGUUCAGAGGAAGGAAAAGAUAAUUAUAUUAGUUUGACGAUCAUAGUACAGAUGAUGUCUCUCCCCCUAAAUACAGAAAUAAUAUGUUUUUCUCAUUUUAAGGAAUAUAUUUUUACUCAGAAAAUGAAAACUGGAAGAUUUUAGAUUGUAGUGCCUUUGUAAGAUUCAUUACUAUUGUAAGUCUAUUUUCCCCUCUAGAUUUUGCAACCAACCAUCUGGGAACAAAAUAGUUGGGAGUUAUAUAUACUAAAGUAAUGUAGAAAAUAGAUGUAUUUUUCCCCAAAGCUAUUUUGAUUCUUCCAUAAAUAGAAAAUAUGAACAGAGCUUAUGACAUCACAGUGUUUGAGGGAGAUCGUGACACGAGGCCUGGGAAUCCGGGAGAAUGGGCUUUAACUGGGGCACAGUCUGGGCGGUGCUUUUUGUGCACACACUUACUUUUAACACGCAGGGACUGCCAGAAGCCAUCUUGCACUGUUAGGAAAACAGAGGUGCUCUCCUUCUGAUGUGACUUUCCAGCAUCUGGGGUUGAAGAUUCAAAUAUCUUACAAAAGUUGAAUAUAAGAAGUUUUAACUAAGCCUCAAACUGAUUCUCUUUCUCACCAUGGAGGGUGUGUCUCCUUAAGGAAGCACCACUCUUUGCCCCCCACCCUUCACUUCACUGUGGCACUUGGGUUUUGUGGGUUCUCUUGCCAGCUGUCUUAAUGAGGAACAACACUGAUACUUCACAUAAAAAACAAACUCUGAGAUCUUAACAUUUCAAGAAGGUUAUAGGCAUAGUAACAACCAUAGAAUGUUGAAAUACGUGGGGGUAUCAUCAUUUUCUAUGCUUGCAUGGGACCCAAAUAUGUGACUCAAAUCAAAACCAUCUCCAUAUGUUGUCUAGCCAAACAUGUAAUCCUUUAUUGGGGACUAAAACUAUAGGCAUAACUGUGAAGGUGACCUUUAUAGAAGUUGAAGUUCAGUUCACCUCUCAAAAGUGUUGGUCUCCCCUGUGGAAAUUGGGUAGCAAUGACAGAUUAGGGCCACAUGUAAGUGAGACUUACUGACAAAUUUGGGAAUUACACAUAGAGCACACGGAUGAGGGCUUGGUGAAGGGUUAUGUGUCAUUCAUAAUGAAGGCUCCUGGAUAUAUACCUGCAAUGCCUUGCUUUGAAGUGUCAGCUCUUUGCAAUUUCUUAGUUUUAAUUUUAUGUCACUAAUGCCUUAGCCACAUUUCAAUUUUAAGGGCACUCAUGAUCAUCUGCUGAUGGAAUUGGAACACUGGUAGUUUUGCACUUGACUAGAGUGACUUUGACUAAAGUCGCCGUCAGAUGAGAGGGAUGUGCUGCAUGCUUUGGCCUGUGUUGAAGCCACAGUUGCCUGCCCAUCAGCUUCCUGUUACUAUGACUACAGGGCAGCCCCCCCCCAACUCUCUAGGUUUUCCUGGGGCCCUGGAGAGACUUGUUAUUUAAGACAUUUUUCUUGCAUUCUAUUUUUUUAAUGUCGGAAUGCCAGACUCAUAGGAAGAGCAUGAUAAGGUCAUUUAUCCAGUUCAAGUCUAAAGGGUGAAUUCUUGUGUGGUGUCUAAUGACAUACCACAUCAGAAGUGAUGCUGGUAUGUUUCCUAGGGUAGCCCUAGGGUAGGGCUAAACCACUAGAAACCUCAGAGUUUUCUUUAGGGGGAUGGCAUGAUGGUUCAGCAGUUAAAGUGCCUGCUACCAAGCCUGAUGUCCUAUACUGUGACAUGUAUAUACCAAAGUCAUCCCCAACACACACACACACACACACACACACACACACACACACACACACACAAAACACACGCGCAUACACACAGAGUUAAAUAAGUAAGUAUAAAUGCGUUGUUUUCUUUAGGCAACCUGCCCUAUGCACAGAGGAUGAGUUUCACUGGUCUAGAGAAGAUAAUGUGCUUAAAGCUGUGGCUGCUGUCGGGCACAGCAGCUCAUACCUGUAAUCCCACAACUGGGGAGCAGGAGGUGGAUCAAGAAUUAAAGGUUGAAGCACACUUGGCUACAUAGUGUGCUUGAGGCUAACCUCAAUAUGAGAUCCCCGUUUAAAAAACAAAACAAAACAAAACUGACCAACCUAGCAACCUACCUACCUACCCACCCCAAGCUAAAGCUAAACUUGCCACCACAGAAAAAUAGGAAGGUAUACUCAUCAUAGGUAACCAGAAGGCAUACUGUGAUUCUAACAUGUCCUGUAAGGAAUCCACUCUACACUUUUACUGUUGCGGUUAAAGUAGCAAAAGCAAAGCUAAAGAGUAAGUUCAUCUGGGAGGAGAAAACUCCGCAUCUGAGCUGGUGCCAAUCAGAAGAAAACGUCACACCCAGUGCACGUAUCUACCAGCACCUCCAAGGGUAGCUCAUAUACUCUCAGGCAUUAAGAAGGACCUCCUUACUGCUCUGCACAGAGUAAGGCUCUCGCAUGGGGAGAAGCAGAGCUAACAGUGUGAGAGCAAAUAGUAAGAGACUACUGUUAUAUCAGCGUUAAUAUUGCAUUACUGGGACCAAGAGAUACAAUAUAUUUCCCCAAUAAGACAGUUACCAGCAUCACUUAAAGUAAGCAUGGUGGCAUAUGACUACUACCCCAGUGCUCUAGAGGUAGAGGCAGAGGGGUCAGAAGUUCAAGGUCAUUUCCAGCUGCCCAGUGAGGUCCAGACCAGUGUGAGCUAUAAGAGACCCAUUUAAAACAAAACAAAACAAAACAAAACAAAACAAAACAAAACAAAACAAAACAGAGGAAGAGAUGCUAAAAUUAGUUUUAGUUACAUUUUAAAAAAUGAGAGAUGUGCACCUUGUUGCCUGAACUGAUGACAGGCAACAGUCUCUGCGGCAGCCUAAAGUAUCAUGUGGACUUUUGGGGGGCAGAGGGAGCAGGGAGGAAACCUGGGACGACUCCUUGUAUCCAGAAACCAGGUACGACACAGAGUGACUCUAAUACAUUGUCACCCUGGGCAGGAACCAGUUUCUGAAGGUUAGCCUGCUUUUCUAACCAGAGACACUUGGAGUUCGUUUUCACUGAUUGGCAUGUUCAUACACAUAAGGCAUUUGCUUGACACAUACCCUGGUAUAGAGACAGGUCUAGCUUUUGCGUUGUAUAUUUUGUCCCAUGAUGUUUGGAAGUCAGAAGGGGAAUGAAACAGUGUCCCCAUACAUUGAGCAAGAAACUCAGCAUUGUUGUAAAAAGAGUCAACACCUGAAAGAGAUGUGCAAUUAGGAAAGAAUUAAAAACAAUAAUUAAAAAAAGCACUUAUAAAAUCUGAGGGGACCAGUGGAGCUCUGUCCAGGAGCCAAUGGCUGCCUAGCUUCGACCUGAAAAUGUGACCAAAUGAAUUCCACGUAGUCUUACCCCCCUUGAAGUUUAACUGACUGUUUUAGUUACUGUCAAAAAGGAGGGGUGAGGUUGUGGUCAGCAUAAGAGGAUUGCAGGAAGCUCUGUUGCUUUCAUGUUCUCUUUGCAGUCAACAUUGCUAACGCGUACAUAGUAAUGGCUAAUUUUUCAUGCACUAUAUAGAGAUUAAAUUAAGCUCAUAGUUUCAGUAGCAUUUGUUAUAUUUAGAAUGCCUUUAUGUAAGGAAAAGUAUGCAUUUUGAUCAAAUUAUGGUAGGUGGCUUUUAUUUCUGUAUCGGAGCACAUUCUAAAAUGCUCGUACACCUGUCCGGUCCUGUGGGUAGAUGAGUGCUUUAUGUAGUUAACAUCCAUGUUCAGCAUUCCAUGUGAUACUGUGUUGUUAAUAUUUCAUGUGUGAAUCCUUUUUGUAGAUUUUUCAUGAACAGGAGAGAGAGAGAGAUAGGGGUCUAGACUCACGUAGACAUUCAGCUCAUUUCUUUAUUGUACGAGAUAUUUUUAGAGAACCACAGGUUCCGAAGUUUUUGUGAUGCUCAUGGCGUGUAUUUUGUAUACAGACAACCACAGAAAUAAAUGUAUCAUUUUACAAAGAG
Messenger RNA from Mus musculus (house mouse), 6883 nucleotides. It is a transcript of the gene Dcdc2a, whose product is annotated as doublecortin domain containing 2a. NCBI's taxonomy places the organism in Eukaryota, Metazoa, Chordata, Mammalia, Rodentia, Muridae. The record is from RefSeq and is marked reviewed. Gene Ontology annotation, cellular component: axoneme; synapse; cytoskeleton. The transcript is spliced from 10 exons. Gene Ontology annotation, biological process: intracellular signal transduction. The coding region runs from base 268 to 1695 and encodes 475 amino acids.